UCUAAACAAAAGUAAAAUAAAUUUACAAAAUCUCUGCAAAAUAGAAAAAAUGAAUGAUGAUGUAUUGGAAAUGGAUGGUGAAUGUGACGCGAUAGUUAAGAAAGAGGAAGAAAAGGUUUUUCACGUAGAAACUGAGGGUUUCAAAAAUUAUAAUUCAAUACCAACAUCAUCUGAAAAAGAUGGGGAAAAUAAGAGUGAAGAAUAUGAGAAUUUAGGCAAGCAAUCCAAUGAUAUAGUUGAAAACAAAGUAGAUAACGAGGGCACGGAGGACCAAAAUCAGGAACCAAUCGGUGGUGGAAAUACUAACGAUUUGAUAAUUAUUUCAGAAUGGGGAGAAGGUGAUAGCCAGGAUGCAAAUGAAGUUGUGGAAGACUUGGGCUUUACUUUUGAUACAACUCCUACAGAAGAAAAGGGUUCGGAGCCUGUUCCGCUUUUUAAAAGAUUCAGAAAGGGUGUUCUUAAAGAACAAGAAGAAGUUAAGCCUGAAAACGAUUUCCUAAAUUCAAAUAAAAUAAAAAAUGUAUGCUUUAAUUGUGAUGGUGACCAUGCUUUGAAGGAUUGCGAAUUGCCAAGAAACAUGAAAAAGAUAAACAAAGCUAGAAAACUUAAAAAUAUGAAGGUUGAGAGAUAUCAUAUUGAUGUUGAGCAGCGAUUUGCUCAUAUUAAACCUGGAAAAGUUAGUCAAAAAUUACGGACCGCUAUGGGUUUGAAUAUAAGCGAAAUCCCGCCAAUGUUUUAUAGAAUGAGAGUUCUUAAAUAUCCACCUGCCUGGCUUGAGGAAGCGAAAGUUGCACAUUCAGGCAUAAAUCUGUUUGGUUCAAAAGGUUGCACAAUACUUGGAAGCGAUGACGAUGAAGGUGAACUUGAUGAAUCAAAGCUAAAAUAUGAUUUGUCAAAAAUAAUUGAUUUUCCUGGAUUCAAUGUUCAUCCUGGAGUUGAAUACUUUGACGACUAUAGUUAUCAAGGUGUACCACCCUUCUCUUUUGAAGACAGUAAAGAAAAUUUUAUAAAAUCAUUUGCCCUUAACGCAGCCAAACAGGGUUACAAAAGAAAAAAGUUAAAAAUUGAUGUAGAACAAACUGAAAAUAUUGUGGAUGAAGUGACAAAUGUUGCUGAUAUGGAAGUAGAUGAAAAAGAAUUUGAAGAAAUAAGUCAAAAUUUGCCAUACUUUUUAAAGAAUCAACCACCACCUCCAGCCGAAGAACCGCCCCAGACUCCUCCUCCUCCGGAAGAUGAAGGAGAAAUAAGAGAAACCGAAUUAUCAAGUUGUGGUUCAAAUGCAUGUGUGGACACUAAUUAUCAAGAUUUAUCACUCAGUGCCCUUGAAGUAAAACAAGCCGAAAUAUUAAAACUAUUAAAUUCAAGUGAUGGAAUGGAAAUCGAAGAAAAAAAGUCAAAAAUAGAAAAUCCUAUUAAAACAAUUUUAGCAAGUAAAGACGAAGAAAUUUGCCAGACAAAUAAAACCGAUGAAAAUGAUCAAUUGGUUUGUGAAAAUUUGAUGGAUGAAAACAGUUUCCAAACAGACGACGAGAGUAAAAUUAAUGAAAAAUCAAGUAGUAAUAUAUUAAAAAGUUCUAUAGUGGGAACACCAAUUUUAAAAUUUUCCCCUUAUGAAAAAUUACCACCAGGGCAUUUGUUUAAAGAAGGUGUUAGUGAUGUUAUCAAUUUUGAGAAUUUACCUGACUCAGUAGGAAAAUAUGACCAAAUGAGAGUAUUACUUUUUGGAGUUAGAAAGAAAAUUGUUGAAAUAAAUCAAAUGCCAGAUGAUUAAUAAUUAAAUUAAAAAUUAAUUAAAUUAAAUUUUUUUUUAUACGUUUGAAUUGUUUUGAAAAAUAAAUUAAAUAUAACGCGUUUUAAAAUUGGACAAAUAAUAAGAUUUAUUUCUGAAAGAAU
Condylostylus longicornis is the source of this 1893-nucleotide messenger RNA. RefSeq names its product zinc finger CCHC domain-containing protein 8 homolog. The coding region runs from base 50 to 1771 and encodes 573 amino acids. The transcript has 6 exons. Gene Ontology annotation, molecular function: RNA binding. Gene Ontology annotation, cellular component: catalytic step 2 spliceosome. NCBI's taxonomy places the organism in Eukaryota, Metazoa, Arthropoda, Insecta, Diptera, Dolichopodidae. The record is from RefSeq and is a predicted model, not a curated record.